AUGCCACCCUUCAACCAGAGCACUGCCCACCCAACUGUCUUCUUUCUCACUGGCAUUCCUGGUCUUGAGACCUCUCAAGCCUGGAUCUCCAUCCCUUUCUGCUGUCUAUAUGCCAUUGCCAUCUCUGGGAACAGCAUGAUCCUCUUUGUCAUCAUCACUGAGUCAAGCCUCCAUGAACCCAUGUACUAUUUUUUCAAUUUCUUGUCCAUGCUGUCCUUCACAGACCUUGGUUUGUGCCUUUCCACAUUGGUAACUGUGUUGGGUAUUUUCUGGUUCAAUGUUCGAGAAAUUAGCUUUGAUGCCUGCAUUGGCCAGAUGUUCUUUAUCCAUGGCUUUACAUUCAUGGAGUCUUCAGUCCUCCUGGUGAUGGCCUUUGACCGCUUCAUUGCCAUCUGUAACCCACUGAGGUAUGCUAUGAUCUUAACCAAUUCACGGAUCAUUGCGGUGGGUUUUGCAAUUGUAAUCAGGGGAACCACAGCUCUUGUUUCUUUACUCCUGCUCCUCAAGCGUCUAUCUUUUUGUCGUAAUCAUGUGCUCCAUCAUUCCUAUUGCUUCUAUACUGACGUGAUGAAGCUUUCAUGCUCAGACACCAAGGUCAACAGUGCCUUUGGCCUGACCUUUGUCAUCUGUUAUGCAGGCUUGGACUCUGUCUUGAUCCUUCUCUCUUACGUUCUGAUCAUCCGCUCUGUGCUCUGUAUUGCAUCCAAGGAGGAGCGGAAAAAGGCCUUUGGCACCUGUGUCUCCCAUCUCAGUGCUGUUGCCAUCUUCUACAUCCCUAUGAUCAGCUUGUCAUUGAUGCAUAGAUUUGCGAGGAAUGCUACUCCAUUUGUGCAUGCUCUAAUUGCCAAUGUUUAUCUGUUUAUCCCUCCUGUAAUGAAUCCCAUAAUCUAUAGUGUGAAGACCAAACAAUUUUGUAAGGCCAUGCUUAAAGUAUUCUUCAUUAAGUCAUCUUAA
Messenger RNA from Peromyscus eremicus (cactus mouse), 954 nucleotides. RefSeq names its product olfactory receptor 51F2-like. Gene Ontology annotation, biological process: G protein-coupled receptor signaling pathway. The record is from RefSeq and is a predicted model, not a curated record. Lineage: Eukaryota; Metazoa; Chordata; Mammalia; Rodentia; Cricetidae. Gene Ontology annotation, cellular component: membrane. Gene Ontology annotation, molecular function: G protein-coupled receptor activity; olfactory receptor activity.